CUUCUCUCUCUGCUUCUCUUUCAUUUUCCUUCUUUCCCCAUUUGAUCUGAUUGCAUUUAUCAUCUGUACCAGUAGAAGACCUCCUCCUCCUGCUGCUCCUGCUGCUGCUUCGGCUGCCUGUGUGCAACACAAGACAGAGACAGAGUCAUGCUUGUACUGCUGCAAUCGUCAAGACACAAGAAGUCUCUACUCAAUCUAGCCACAACCCUUUUCGUUCCAUUCUUUUUUCUUUGCCUCUUUAGCUUGCCCACGCUCUACCAUGCCUGCAAUCAUCGUGAUCGGGUCUCUCUGCUAUACUUCUCCCAAAACCUAUCAACUCCUCUGAAUUGGUCUACCUCUUCUUCUUCUUCUUCGGAUUGCUGUAUUUGGGAUGGUGUUCAUUGCGAUGGCAACGGUUGGGUCACUAAUCUAUCGCUUUCUUCCAGAGGACUCAGAGGUUCCCUUUCUCCCUCCCUUGCUAACCUCACCCGACUCUCUUACCUCAAUCUUUCUCAUAAUUUCUUUUCUGGGUCCGUUUCACCUUCCUUCCUCUCCUCCUUUGAUCAACUACAGACCCUCGAUUUGAGCUUCAAUCAUCUCACUGGCAAUUUACCGACUUCUGCAUCACCUGACCGUCCCCUGUCUCUGCAGACCAUUGAUAUCUCAUCCAAUCUCUUCAAUGGAGAUUUUCAGUUAUCGUUUCUUGGACUUGUUCCCAAUCUGUCAACAUUGGACAUCAGCAAUAACACCUUCACUGGCCUCAUUCCUUCUUCAAUAUGCCUGAGUUACAAUAUGGUCAAGCUCUUGGAUUUCUCCUUCAAUGAAUUCAGCGACCAGAUUCCUUCUGGGCUUGGAAGCUGUUUGCAUCUCGAGGUGUUCAAAGCAGGUUGGAACCAACUCUCAGGAACCUUACCCAGUGACAUCUAUAAUAUACUUUCGCUGCGGCAACUCUCUUUGCCCUGCAACAACAUAUCAGGAAACAUCGAUGGUGCUGAUCAGAUUGUGCGUCUCGCCAACCUCGUCGUUCUUGACCUCUCCUUCAAUGAAAUAACAGGGCAGCUACCUCAGGACAUUGGAAACCUAAGGAAUUUGGAACAACUUAUCCUCUACAAGAACAACAUCAGUGGUCCUUUACCUUCUUCCAUGACGAAUUGCAUCAAUCUCCGAGUCCUGAAUUUAAGGGACAACCACUUCGAAGGGGAGCUAACCGCCAUUGAUUUCUCUAAACUUGUACAAUUAAACACGUUGGAUCUGGGUGGAAACAAAUUCUCAGGUAAUCUGCCCAUGAGCCUAUACUCCUGUACAUCCUUAACUGCUAUCCGACUCACCACGAACCAGCUUGAAGGGCAAAUUCUGCCAGAGAUACUUGCAUUGCAGAGCUUAUCUUACCUCGCCAUUUCGACCAAUCAGCUAACCAAUAUCAGUGGGGCGUUUCAGAUUCUAAUGCAUGGCAGGAACCUCACCACUCUCCUCCUCUCCAAGAACUUCUAUGGAGAACCGAUUCCAGACGCCAUAGAUUCCAACGGAUUCCAAAAUCUCAGGGUUCUAGCUAUUGGUGGUUGUAAUCUCACCGGUCAGGUACCCACCUGGUUUUCUAAUCUCAAGAAGCUAGCGGUCUUGGAUUUGUCUCAAAAUCAACUCACAGGUUCAAUCCCUGGAUGGUUGGGUACACUACCAAAAUUUUUCUACAUAGACUUGUCUUCUAACUUGUUUACAGGAGAAUUACCUCUGGAGUUCAUAACGUUGCCUUCGUUGGCUUCAUCGGGUCCUCUGGAACAGGUUUAUCUGGAGCUACCCCUCUUGGUCCAGACCCAAAAUUCUACUGGGCAAUUUUACAAUCAGAUCUCCAGUCUGCCCCCUGCGAUAUACCUGAGUGACAACAACAUUAAUGGUAGCAUUCCUCCAGAGAUUGGCAAGUUACAGCACCUUCAUGUACUAGACCUCAGCCUCAACAAUUUCUCUGGCGAGAUUCCUGACCAGUUAUCCAAUCUCACCAACUUGGAAAGAUUGGAUCUUUCGAGGAACAACCUCAGUGAUGAGAUCCCUUCUUCACUGACUCAGCUCCAUUUCUUGUCUUGGUUCAGUGUUGCAUAUAACAAUCUGGAAGGGCCUAUACCAACGGGAGGCCAGUUCGAUACUUUUUCCAAUUCCAGCUUUAUUGGGAAUCCAGGGUUGUGUGGUGCAAUCUUGCAACGAACUUGCCACCUUCAAAAUGAAGAAAACCCCACCAGUCCUGCAACUAGCAAGAGCACCAACUUGAAACAUCUUUUGGUACUUGUUCUUGGGAUAUGCUUCGGGUGCGGUUGUGUGUUCACAGUGUUGACUCUUUGGUGUAUGUCCAGAAGGAUCAAACCUAGAAGAGAGGAUAGUAACAAAAUUGAUCCGAAUCGGAGUUCAUGCAGCUCCAAUCUUGGGUUAACUCCUCAUAUGGUGGAAGACUCCAGUCUGGUGAUGUUAUUCCCAGGCAACUCAAAUGAAUGCAAGGAUCUCCAAAUAUCAGAUAUCUUGAAAGCAACUAACAAUUUUGACCAGGCAAACAUCAUAGGUUGUGGUGGGUUUGGAUUGGUUUAUAAGGCAACAUUACCAAAUGGAACCAAGUUAGCAGUUAAGAAGCUGUCUGGGGACCUGGGUAUGAUGGAAAGGGAAUUCAAGGCUGAGGUUGAAGCUCUCUCUGCAGCUCAGCAUGAGAAUUUAGUCUCCCUACGGGGUUACUGUGUGCACGACGGGUUUCGGAUGUUGAUAUAUUCCUACAUGGAGAAUGGGAGUGUGGAUUACUGGCUGCAUGAGAAGACUGAUGGUUCAUCCAAUCUUGACUGGCCUACUAGGCUGAAAAUUUUGCAGGGAGCAUGCCGAGGGCUUUGUUACAUGCACCAGAUCUGUGAACCGCAUAUUGUGCAUCGGGACAUCAAAUCGAGCAACAUCUUGCUUGAUGAACAUUUUGAGGCUCAUGUUGCAGAUUUUGGGCUUUCACGAUUGAUCCUUCCAUAUAAAACUCAUGUCUCAACUGAGCUGGUUGGGACAUUAGGUUACAUUCCUCCUGAGUAUGGGCAGGCUUGGGUGGCCACCUUGAGAGGAGAUGUGUAUAGUUUUGGGGUUGUCAUGCUUGAAUUGCUCACAGGGAAGAGGCCUGUUGAUGUCUUCAAGCCAAAAAUGUCAAGGGAGUUGGUAGGAUGGGUAAAGCAAACAAGGUCUCAGGGCAGGCAAGAUGAACUCUUUGACCCUCUACUGAGGGGCAAAGGGUAUGAAGAAGAGAUGGUGAAGGUGCUUCAAGUGGCUUGCUUGUGUGUCAAUCAGAAUCCAUUCAAGAGGCCAACUAUCAAGGAAGUGGAGGGUUUGCUUGAGAAUGUAGGGGCAGCCCCAGAGAACCCAAGAUAAAUUGCAGGUUUCUACUGGGAUUUCAGUCAUUUUUCUGUUAGUCUCAACUGUAGUAUUCACAAACGUUUGAGCCUUGUAUCAUAGCCACAGAGUUUUCCCCUUCCCUUUAUACCUGUGAAGUUAACACAAAGAAAAAGUGGUUUUCAACCUCUGUAUUUUGAAGCUGCUGUU
Messenger RNA from Telopea speciosissima, 3525 nucleotides. Its product is annotated as tyrosine-sulfated glycopeptide receptor 1-like. The transcript has a single exon. Gene Ontology annotation, molecular function: protein kinase activity; protein binding; ATP binding. NCBI's taxonomy places the organism in Eukaryota, Viridiplantae, Streptophyta, Magnoliopsida, Proteales, Proteaceae. Gene Ontology annotation, biological process: protein phosphorylation. The record is from RefSeq and is a predicted model, not a curated record. The coding region runs from base 148 to 3354 and encodes 1068 amino acids.